AUGAGCUCCCCAUCAACACUCCAGAUGCUGGCAAGAAGUAGCCUGCUCAAAAAUGAAGCCUUGGCUAUCUCUGCUUUGAAUAAGCUACCCAUUGAACUCUUCCCACCACUAUUCAAAGUUGCCUUUAAGGGGAAACAGAAAAAUAUCCUGAGGGCUAUGGUAGCAGCCUGGCCCUUCACAUGCCUUCCUGUGGGAGCCCUGAUGAAGAAUCCUGACCUGAAGAUCUUGAAGGCUGUACUGGAUGGUCUUGAUUUGCUUAUUCAGCAGAAGGAUCGACCUAGCAGGAGUUGCAAACUAGAGGUGCUUGAUUUUCGGGAUGCCCAUCAUAACUUCUGGAAUGUGUGGGCUGGAACAGAGGAUGGUGUCUGCUCCCCAGAUGUCGUCAGAGAGACCCAACCAGUGGUGCACCAUCCCGAAAGACAGGGAAAAGAGGUUGUGACUGUGGUGAUGAACCUUUCCCUCAAUUCCAGCAAUCUCUGCAAAUACCUGGAAUAUUUCCACUGCUGGGCCCAGCAGAGAAAAGAUGUGCUGCAAGUGAUCUGUGAAAAGCUGGAGUUUUGGGCCCUCCCUGUCUAUAACCCCCUAGAGCUGCUGGAAGUAUUUGAGCCAAACUGUAUACAGGAACUGGAAGUGAAUGCUUACUGGGACCUGACAACCUUCUCAAUGUUUGCCCCUGGCUUGGGCCAGAUGAGAAACCUUCAGAAACUCCUUCUCAAUGAAAUCUUCAUACCCAUUGAAUGGCUUAGGAACAAUGAGUUGAAACUAUUGAGUAUAAGACAGAUCAUUUCCCAGUUCUCCCAACUCACCAAGCUCCAGUAUCUAUAUUUGAAUGCUGCCUUCUUCCUCCUUGAAAGACUGGACCAAGUGCUCAGGUAUUUGGAGAGUCCCUUAAAAACUCUUGCAAUCACUUGCUGCAUGCUUUCAGAAUCAGACAUGAAUUAUCUGUCCCAGUACCCAAGAGUCCAUCACCUCACACAUCUGGACCUGAGUGGUGUCAACUUUUUAGAUUUAAGUCAUCCACUUCUAGGAAGACUGCUAGAGAGACUGAAAUCUUCUCUGAAGACAUUAAAAUUGAAGGGUUGUUCACUCACGGACUUACAAUUCAGUGUCCUCCUCCCUGCCCUGAGUCAGUGUUCCCAGCUGGUUGAGGUCAAUUUUUCAUGGAACUUCCUGUCUCUGUCCGGCCUUAAGAAUCUGCUGCAGCACACUGCCAACCUGAAAGAGCUCACCUUGGAGAGGUACCCUGCCCCUGAAGAAGUCUAUAGUAUCACUGGCUAUGUCCUACCAGAUAGAUUUUCCCAACAUUGUUCAGAACUUUUGGAGACCCUCAGAGGUAUAAGACAGCCGGAAAAGGUAUAUUUUCUGAGUAGGAGAUGUAUAAAUUGCUCAGGAUUCUGUGUCUAUGGCCUGGAGGCCUCCUUAUGUUCUUGUUGGGAAUAA
Messenger RNA from Phodopus roborovskii (desert hamster), 1440 nucleotides. RefSeq names its product PRAME family member 12-like. NCBI's taxonomy places the organism in Eukaryota, Metazoa, Chordata, Mammalia, Rodentia, Cricetidae. Gene Ontology annotation, biological process: negative regulation of DNA-templated transcription; positive regulation of cell population proliferation; negative regulation of cell differentiation. The record is from RefSeq and is a predicted model, not a curated record. Bases 1 to 1440 code for a protein of 479 amino acids. The transcript is spliced from 3 exons. Gene Ontology annotation, cellular component: cytoplasm.